AUGCGUUUCUCUCUCUUCACCCUCCCCGCGGCUCUGUUCGCUGCCGUGGCCUCCGGUCACACCGUCGACUGCUGGGGAAAGGGCCUCAACGCCCCCGUCGAAGGCGUGGACUACGUAAUCGAACUCAUGGACAAGGUCGCCCUGGGCAAGCUUAGCCACCUCCCCCACAAGUCCGACGGCAAAUGGCUGUACACCAAACCCGGCGAGUGCAGGGAGCUGGCCUGCCUCAAGGAAGCCCAGGUCCGCUGGUGCAACACUGGCGGCCUCGGUCACCAGCUCAUGAUGCAGAACAUUGUCGAUGCUGUCAAGGUUCUUCGCCGCGAAUGCUCCGCGGUUGUCAACGGCGUCGACACUGCUGGCGGUGUCCUCUACCAGCCUGACAACUGGAAUAUCAUCCUGCAGCAGGAGGACAAGUGCAAGGACAAGAAAUAG
Molecule: messenger RNA, 432 nt
Organism: Aspergillus puulaauensis
Lineage: Eukaryota; Fungi; Ascomycota; Eurotiomycetes; Eurotiales; Aspergillaceae
Exons: 3
Coding region: 1-432 (143 amino acids)
Source: RefSeq, a predicted model, not a curated record